Molecule: messenger RNA, 1137 nt
Organism: Dioszegia hungarica
Lineage: Eukaryota; Fungi; Basidiomycota; Tremellomycetes; Tremellales; Bulleribasidiaceae
Exons: 3
Coding region: 1-1137 (378 amino acids)
Source: RefSeq, a predicted model, not a curated record
AUGUCAGACAUCAAACAGCAAGACGUCUUUUCCGACUCCAAGCGCGCGUCCAUGCCGCCUCCCCCUAUCGGCGCACCUUCAGGCGCCCCUCCCCCUCUCGCUCCCGGCCAAUCCUCCGCACAGCGUCAAUACGCCGCCCCCGCCGGUCCACCCCCCGCCUACAUCAAAGACGUCAGUAUGGCCGACACCUCCACCUACAAUACCGACGCUGCCCUUCUCGCUCUCUGCCGCGCCAAAGGCAUCUCCCCUUACUUUGCAACCCAAAUCACUCGCUUGCGCGAAUACUCGUCCAUCCGGCUCGUCCUCGACGAUAGCGGAAGCAUGAAAUCCAUGCUCAACAUCUACGGCGCGGCGCCUACGACGCGGUGGCAGCUCCUCCAGACGAUGGUCAGGGAGAUUUUUGACCUCAUGGCCAUUGCGCGCGGAGGCGAUCGGGAGCCGGUAUCGGUCCAUCUGCUCAAUAUGCUGCCGCAGGGGAUGAAGUGUGAGAGUGUGGGUCAGCUCCAGGAGUUCUUCCAGUCGGGUCCGACGGGGACGACGCCGACGCUGGAGGUCAUGAGGGAUAUCAUGACCCCGGAACAUAUGGUGUACGAGGAAGGGGUGUUGACGCUAUUGAUUACGGAUGGGGCGCCGAAUUGUGGGCAUCAGGCGUUUAGGAAUUUCUUGCUGGAUGCGCAGAGGAGGUAUCCGGCGAGUUAUAUCACGGUGGGGCUGUGUACGGAUGACCCAGCCACCAUAGACGAAUACGAGUCCUCCCUCGAUAACGGCGUCCCCCACCUUGACGUCAUGUCAGCCUACGAAGACGAGCGGCGCGAAAUCCGUCGGAUCCAAGGCCGCAAAUUCGGCUUUACCUACGCCGACUGGACCGUCAAGUUCCUCCUAGGCAGCAGGAUCACAGAGUGGGAUAGUCUGGACGAGCGCAAGUUGACCAAGAGGCAGCUGGAGAUGAUUGAGAAGUUUGGGAAUAGUUAUCUGGGGAUUGGUGGGGCGGGUGGAGGGGGCCAAGGUGGGCAGGCGCCGGGCAUGAAGAAGAAGAAGGAUUGUGUGAUUAUAUCUAUCAGGGGAGGAGCGAUGCUGAAGGGAAGAACCGAAGCAAAGGGACAGGAAGAAUGGGGGAUAGCGGUGUACGAUCAGUAA